Messenger RNA from Pediculus humanus corporis (human body louse), 750 nucleotides. RefSeq lists its product as uncharacterized. The transcript is spliced from 6 exons. The record is from RefSeq and is a predicted model, not a curated record. Lineage: Eukaryota; Metazoa; Arthropoda; Insecta; Psocodea; Pediculidae. Bases 1 to 750 code for a protein of 249 amino acids. Gene Ontology annotation, molecular function: protein-L-histidine N-tele-methyltransferase activity. Gene Ontology annotation, biological process: peptidyl-histidine methylation, to form tele-methylhistidine.
AUGUUGAGUGAUGAAUUAAAAAUAAUCAAUUGGGGAGAUGGUUUAACAUUUUCAUUGAUCUCACCAAGUGAGGUUAUGAACCUGUUAAGAAAUCAGUCAGGUGAUAAUGAAUUAAUCGAUGUAUUGGAAGCUGACAAACAACAUUCUGACUUAUUACCUGGAAAGUACGAAGGUGGAUUAAAAAUUUGGGAAUGUACAAAAGAUUUAGCCAUUUAUUUAAAUAAUUAUAUUUCUGAUAAUAAAUGUGAUUUAACUAAUAAAUCAAUAUUAGAUUUGGGUUGUGGUUCUGGUAUUUUGGGAAUUAUGUGUGCCAAAAUGGGUGCCAGUGUUACAUUUCAAGAUUAUAACAAAGAAGUUUUAGAAUUAAUGACAAUACCAAAUGUUUACCUUAAUUGUCCACUUCAUGAUAAGAACAUAAAAUUUUUUUCUGGAGAUUGGCAUUCAUUUUUAAAUUUAAUGACAAGUAAAAAUUUUGAUGGGUUUGAUUACAUUUUAACAUCUGAAACAAUAUACAACUGCAACAAUUACAACAAGCUCAUAUUAAUAUUUAAAAAAUUACUAAAGUCAGAUGGAAUCGUUUUGUUAGCUGGAAAAACUCAUUAUUUUGGAGUAGGUGGAAACAUGUUUGAAUUUAAAUCGGAACUUGAAAAAAAUAAUUUUGAAACGAAUAUUUUAUGGAAAACUGAUGAAGGUGUUUCAAGAGAAAUAAUGGAAAUAAAAUAUCGAAAACAAAAAAAUAUCAAUGUGUAA